CCUCAUUUUGGUCUACUAUUGGGCCCAUGAAUUGAUAAUGGGCCUAGUUUAACCUCUUCAUUGUUUUUUUUUUCCCCCCCACAGAAUAUCUGCCUUCUGGAGGACGAGUCUUUCUUUCCGAAGAGAUUUACGAUUGCACAUUCCGACGCAAAGAUGUCGUCUUUUUUGCAGACAUUUCUGGACCCAAAGAAGAACUGGUUCGCAGCUCAGCACAUGAAAACCCUAUCCAAACGCCUCCGCAUAUACGGGCUUCGAUACGACGAUCUAUACGAUCCGUACUACGAUCUUGAUGUGAAGGAGGCACUGAAUCGGCUGCCAAGGGAGAUAGUAGACGCGCGCAAUCAGCGUCUCAAGCGCGCCAUGGACCUCUCCAUGAAGCACGAGUUCCUCCAAGAGAACCUUCAGACAAUGCAAACGCCAUUCAGGAGCUACCUUCAAGAGAUGCUUGCCCUUGUGAAAAGAGAGAAGGCUGAACGUGAAGCUUUGGGAGCUUUACCUCUCUAUCAGCGUACCAUUCCCUGAGCAUCUUGGUUCCUCAUAGCAGUAUGGUUGACCAGAGUAGAAGUCUUUAUGAUAUCAUGUUGGUACUGGAGGUAAAUUCUUUUUGUAGUAGGAAUGGGUGAUGGUCUAUGUUCCUGCUUCGGAAUUGGAUUUCCAAAAUUUUGGUUAUUUGGAUGGCAUCAAUUGUUCAUUCUCAUGUACUGGCUCGCCUUUCAUCUCCAUAAUUGAGUAUAACACUGCUUAUUUUGUGUUGAUGAAAAUACAAUAAACCUGUUUCGAUUGUAAAAUGGGUGCCUUCUAUUUAUGCAAGGAUGUUGAUCCAGAACAUAGGGUUUCCAGUUUUGAUGUUCACCGUCUAUAGGCAUGUUAACAAGAGGGAAGAAAUGGCCGAUAAU
Molecule: messenger RNA, 896 nt
Organism: Juglans regia (Persian walnut)
Lineage: Eukaryota; Viridiplantae; Streptophyta; Magnoliopsida; Fagales; Juglandaceae
Product: cytochrome b-c1 complex subunit 7-2, mitochondrial-like
Exons: 4
Coding region: 154-522 (122 amino acids)
Biological process (GO): mitochondrial electron transport, ubiquinol to cytochrome c
Source: RefSeq, a predicted model, not a curated record